AGCAAAGAGUGAGGGAGGGAAGCGGGAGACUCUCUGUUCCACAGACAGAGUCCCAUACACAUUCGCACCAGCUGUGCUGUUGUCAGUCCUGGAAUGUAAGCACUGCCGUGAGGAGUCAGAUUCUCCGCCGCUAAGCACUGCUAAGGAGUAGGAACACAGUACUGUGCACCCAAUGACACAGAUGGAUGCUAAGCUGUGAAAACCAAAGAUCUAAAGGACAUCAAUAAAGGAACACAAUGUCUGUUCUGCUGACACUGCCUUCCAGUGUUCAUCCUCUCAGAAGCUUUUCUCCAUAAUUCUGAAGUCAUUCCAGACGAUCCUCAGUUGAUUGGAUACCAUGAUAACCAAUCAAGCUCUGCUCCUCCUGAUGCUUUCUAUCCUGUGGCCCAGUACUGCCCGUCCUUUCAUGCCUGGGAAUAUUGGGAAUCUGUUUGGGAUGCCAGAGAGUGAUGGGAAGGUUCUUCAGCGUUCCAAACGUGGAUGGAUGUGGAAUCAAUUCUUUCUGCUUGAGGAAUAUGCAGGAAAUGACCAUCAAUAUGUCGGCAAGCUGCACUCCAACAUGGACAAAGGAGAUGGCACUGUGAAGUAUGUUCUGACUGGAGACGGGGCAGGCACCCUGUUUCUGAUCGAUGAGAAGUCUGGAGAUAUCCACGCCACCAAAAGGCUGGACAGAGAAGAAAAAGCAAUGUACACACUCCAUGCAAAAGUUCUGAACAGGAACACUAAUGCAGAGCUGGAGCCUGACACAGAAUUCAACAUAAAAAUUCAUGACAUUAAUGAUAACGCACCAAAAUUUGCAAAGGAAAUCUACUUCGCCAGCGUUCCUGAAAUGUCUGAAGUUGGUACGUCUGUUGUCACAGUAACUGCCACUGAUGCUGAUGAUCAAACGUAUGGGAACAGUGCCAAGCUUGUUUAUAGCAUCCUACAGGGACAACCUUAUUUCUCUGUGGAUUCUGAAAAUGGCACCAUUAAGACAGCCCUCCCUGGCAUGGACAGGGAAGUCAAGGAAAACUACCAGGUUGUGAUCCAGGCUAAAGACAUGGCUGGGCAGAUGGGAGGGCUCUCAGGGACCACAACAGUCAGCAUCACCCUGUCUGAUGUCAACGACAGCCCGCCACGCUUUGCAAACCAUUCCUUUCGGGUGAAUGCUGUGGAGUCAACAGAGAUUGGUGGCGCCAUUGGCCGCAUCAAGGCUGAUGAUCCAGAUGUGGGCCAUAAUGCUGAGAUGGAGUACAGCAUAGUUGGUGGUCAUGACACAUUCAAUAUCAUCACUGACCAAACUACACAAGAGGGAGUCAUCGUAAUUAAAAAAGCACUGGAUUAUGAAAGUAAGAGGGACUACGAGUUCAGAGUGGAGGUGAAAAACACCUACUUAGAUGCAAGGUUCAUCCAUGGUUUGCAAUUCAAGGACUACGCCACGGUCAAGGUAACGGUGGAGGAUGUAGAUGAAGCCCCUGUUUUCUCCAGGAACCCUUACAUCAUUGAGGUGCAUGAGGACACGGCUGCUGGCAGCUUCGUCGGCGUGGUGUCUGCCAGGGAUCCCGAUGCUGACAGCAAGCCAGUCAAAUACUCCAUUGAUCGACACACAGAUCUUGAGAGGCUGUUUAAUAUCGAUUCUGUGAAUGGGACAAUCACAACACUGAAAGCUCUGGACAGAGAAAUGUCCAAAUGGCACAAUAUCUCUGUGGUGGCCACCGAAAUAAAUAAUCCUCGUCAGACAACUCGAGUGCCUGUUUUCAUUAAGGUGUUGGAUGUCAACGACAACGCGCCUGAGUUUGCGAUGUCCUACGACACAUUUGUCUGCGAGAAUGUCAAAGCAGGACAGCUGAUCCAGACAAUAAGCGCUGUUGACACGGAUGAACCCCUAGUUGGACACAAGUUUGUCUUUAGUAUAAGUGCCACCAACCCAAAUUUUACUAUUGUGGACAAAGAAGAUAACACUGCCAAUAUCCUGACGAGGAGGGGAGGGUUCAGCCGGCGUGAGAUGAGCUUGUACUUCCUGCCUGUAGUGAUCUCGGACAAUGACUACCCCAUCCAGAGCAGCACCAGUACACUGAUUGUGCGUGUAUGUGCUUGUGACAGCCGUGGAAACAUGCAGUCAUGCAGCCCAGAGGUGCUGCCCUUCUCAGAUGGCCUCACAACUGGAGCUCUGGUGGCCAUUCUGCUCUGUGUCAUCAUUCUUCUCAUGAUCGUGGUGCUGUUUGCUGCCCUGAGGAGACAGAGGAAGAAGGAGCCUCUGAUCAUCUCCAAAGAGGAUGUCAGAGACAACGUUGUCAGUUACAAUGAUGAAGGAGGAGGAGAGGAGGACACUCAGGCCUUUGAUAUUGGCACACUGCGCAACCCAGAGGUGAUGGAUGCUAACAAGCUACGCAGGGACAUCAUACCCGAAAUGCUGUUUCCUUUUCGGAGAACAUCACCAAUAAAGGAUAACACGGAUGUAAGAGACUUCAUAAAUGGGAGACUUCAGGAGAACGAUUCAGACCCCACUGCACCCCCUUAUGACUCCCUUGCUACGUAUGCUUAUGAGGGCAGUGGUUCAUUGGCAGAAUCUCUUAGUUCACUGGAGUCUGCUGCCACAGAGGGGGACCAGGAUUAUGAUUACCUCAGCAACUGGGGACCACAAUUUAAAAAAUUGGCAGAGAUGUACAUAGGGAGGAGUCCUGACAGAGAGACCUAGAAAAAGCCAUUAGUCUCUCUUUUCCAAACUCUUUUUAAUGUCUGUUUAGCUAGCUAGCUAGUCAGACAGCUGUUUGUCUGGUUAGUUAGCUAGCCAGCUAGUUGACUGUCUGUCUACCUACCUAUCUAUCAAGCUGUCUGUUUAGUUUGCUAGCUGGCUCGCCAGCAACUGGUUGUCUAUUUGACUCACGUACAAAUGUGGGUGUACAUGCACAAGCACUCAGACAAAGAUCUCUGCCCUGCCAUCCACAUGUGGAUGCUGAAAUAGAAACCCAGACUUGAACUGAGCUGAUCUUUUUUUUUCUCAUAAAUA
Melanotaenia boesemani (Boeseman's rainbowfish) is the source of this 2989-nucleotide messenger RNA. It is a transcript of the gene cdh10a, whose product is annotated as cadherin 10, type 2a (T2-cadherin). Lineage: Eukaryota; Metazoa; Chordata; Actinopteri; Atheriniformes; Melanotaeniidae. The record is from RefSeq and is a predicted model, not a curated record. The transcript has 12 exons. Gene Ontology annotation, biological process: cell morphogenesis; cell-cell junction assembly; adherens junction organization. Gene Ontology annotation, molecular function: cadherin binding; calcium ion binding. Gene Ontology annotation, cellular component: plasma membrane; adherens junction; catenin complex. Bases 338 to 2677 code for a protein of 779 amino acids.